Messenger RNA from Mycosarcoma maydis (corn smut), 5016 nucleotides. RefSeq lists its product as uncharacterized. Gene Ontology annotation, molecular function: structural constituent of nuclear pore. Gene Ontology annotation, cellular component: nuclear pore. The record is from RefSeq and is a predicted model, not a curated record. Lineage: Eukaryota; Fungi; Basidiomycota; Ustilaginomycetes; Ustilaginales. The transcript has a single exon. Bases 1 to 5016 code for a protein of 1671 amino acids.
AUGCCACUGCCAUACACGCCCUACAAGCUAGCGUCAGCAUCACUGGCCCCAUCUGCAUCUUUCGCCGGCAGCCACAAUCGGGACGAGGAUGCUAUAGCUGUGCCUACUCCACAACAUACGGGUCUGGAAGACGAGCCCGAGCCGAUCAAUGUCGCUCAUCACCAUGCCGUAGAUGCUCGCCUAUACUUUCCUUCGUACUCCAGCACUGACCUCGACGGUGGUUUCGCCUUGGCGCGCGUUGUCGCAGGAGGCCGUGAACUGCAAUUGCUUUGGUCGAACCUCAAAGAAUCAACAUCUGCAGCAGGGCCGUCCUCGAAGGUGCUCACAAAGCAGCAUUCUUUUUCAGCCUCGCUUAGCCCAAAGCUCGCCUCUGAACCAGCGCGGACGUUCCUCUUCCCGGCCCCUCUACUUCCUGGCUUAGGCAUGUUCGUCGACCCGUCUUCUAAUCGCCUCUAUGUGAUCGCAGCUACCACGACAGGCUUUCUAUAUCGACUCGAAUUCUCUGCCCCCCAUCUCUUCCAUCAAGCAAAACUGGCUUCUAAUUGGUCGUCCGAAUACCGCAUUCAGCACAUUGCCUCUUCCGAGUCCGUCAUUACUGCGUCGCUGCGUGGAGCGGCGAACGCUGCUCAGCUUUAUGUGGUUGAUUCUGGUCUUGCUCUCGUAACCUGCGCCGAUGGCACCAUCAUCAAGCUUAGCCGCUCCGCCUCUGGCUCAAAGGACAACAACGAUGGUGCUUGGAAGGAGACAGUGCUGCGGCCGACUUCGUUUCUCUCUGGCGUCUCUCGUUUCUUCGGCAGAUCCAACGCUAUCUCAGAGUCUGAGUCCUCUCCAAGCUUUGCGCUAUCCCUCGAUGUCUACCCAGGUGAGGUGGGCAACACGAUGGCAUUUGCAGCUAGCCGUGACCGCAAGCUUCGAGUGUGGAACCUCUUGACCGAUUCGUGCAUCCGCACCAUCGACCUUCCACUGCAGAUGGACUCACCAGUAUCCAACGAAACCCGAUUGGUAAUAGCAACCGACGAAAGCAGCUCGGCCACUGAGGGAUCUGAUACACUGGCCUAUUUUAGCUCGGUGUCUCGUCCGUUUGUCAAGGUGUUCGCACCCAGUCGCGACGACAGAGAUGGACACGCUCUCUAUGUCCUUGUUUACGUGCCGGCUUCCCCACCCUCCGGCAACUUUUUCUCAUUGUACGGUGUUGAACUUGAAGACUCGAAGGGAUCCUCUGGAGGACUUGGCGAAGUCACUCUUCUGUGGCAGAAACGCUGCGAUGCCGAGACUCGCGGCCGCAACGUCGAGUUGCGCGAUGUUGUCUUUACUCCGCAAGGCGAGCAUGGAGACGGAUGGGUCAUGUGGGCGCUUUGGGAUGGUGGCGUCGGUCCAGUUCUCAAAUACGCAAAAGUCGGCGUCGAGGCUGCUAAUGCUGAUGAAAGCAGCAUCAGUAUCCGAUCGAUGGCUGAAGACUUGUCUAAGGACGACUGGCGUACUGUCUCCUCGGAACGCAUUUACAGGCCGCUACAUGGUGAAGACUUUGAGGCGACACUCGAAGCGACAAAAGAAGUGGUUGACGCCGCCGACAUUUUUCUCGAUCGCGUUCUCGAGCCCGGUCGCUUCUCUGAGGCUACCCUACGUCUCGCUCUUUCGACCUACAAGGAAGUUCCAAUGUCAUCGAAUCAUCCACCCUCGACCUUGUUCGCAAGCCUCCGCGACGAGGUCGCAUCUGUAGUUGCCAGCAAUUGUCAGCUCGAAAACGAUCCGCGCACUGGUGGACCAAUGUACGAGAAGCUGUACGCUUCGCGCGUGCGCGAAUGGAUGCGCUUUGUCGGACUUGCAGAGCAGAUUGAGACGGCUGCGCGCUGGCCAAUUGGCUUGUCACUCCCAGCGUCCAGCUUCGAUGGCUCGAGGGUAUCUAGCGAAGCGAAUGUGCCUCUGGUGAUUAGCCGAGACACGAUCGCGCUUCCAGUCAAUGAGGACGAGGCAAGCGUCAUCGAGCGUUUGCAGCGAAACCUCUUUGCUACUGUGAACAGAUCGCGCUCAGACAAUGUUCUGGCCACCAACUCGGCCAGCGAGGAGCGCGCGCUCCUCAUUCAUGCAGCAAAUUCACAACCGACUCACAUUCUACCCACGCUUGGUCAAACGUCCGCCACUGUCGCCGAGGUCCUGACGUUGGUCGAAUCUGCCUCCGACCUCGCCGCCUGCUUCACUGCUCCUGAAUUGGAAGCAUUUGCUGCUGGCCUUCAGAACCUGCUAUCGGAGCCACUCACCAUCUCCGUCAAGGAAGCCCUCGCCGACGUGUGGAUCAACAAUUUCGCCGCACUCGGCGGCGAAGAGGCGAGCGAGAUCGUCGCACGCACCGCAUAUGACCUCGGUGCCAGCCUUGACAGUACCUUGACAGAUAUGGCCGUCUUACUCAGCGAGACCACCAGCACUGUUGAUGGCCUUGCUGCUGCAGCAUCUUCUAUUUCCUCGACCGACCUUGGCUCUGCUAUGACGGCAGACGCGCUCAACCAGACUCUUGCUUCGCGCCAUCGCCUCGCUGUGCUCUUCAUGCUGCUGCUCACUGCCCUGGCUGCGCAAGACAAGAUGGCGGACCUGGUGGAGAACGAGAGCAGGCAAAUCGGUGCGGCACUCAGCAUCUUCCAGUCUUUGGGCUCUAGCUUGCAGCUGGCGCGCACCGAUGCUGCCGUCCAGAUAGCUUGGAGCGGAGGUGAUGUGGCGGAAAGCGAUUCGAUUGUUGCAAAGCUCAACCAGAUGUCGGUCGCUGGACGCAAGAGUCGUGAGCCACAUCAUUUCGCCGCACCAACGCUGCUGCAUCAUUGCGUGCGCGAUGGACUGCUGACGGGCGGUGCAAAUCCGUCUUAUGGCGGUUCCUCAUUGAGCCUGUCUGUCAAGUCGACCGUACUUAAAAGCCUUUGGUCGCUCGGCCUCACGGAUGUACGCGAAUGUCUGACUGCUGAAGCGAAGCCUCUGCUUCCCUACCUCAAUGAUCGGCACACCUCAGUCGCGUUUGCUGUGUUGGUUCAAGGCUAUCCGUUGGCAGCCGAGACUCUUCUUGCGAACUUCCCAGAGUCGCCAGCCGGAGAAUAUGUGCGUGCUCGUGCCCUCGUCCAACUACAGAGGCUUGAUGACGCCGGCUCAUCCUUCGAAAAGGUGGUUAGCGCACUUGAACUUGCGAGCAGUUCCAAAAGUCGCGCCGUGAGUGGGCUUUUCGAGCUGCUUCCUUCCUCCGUUGCCCUUGCAGAAGGAGAACAGCGCGUUGCGGCCUACUAUCGCCACGUGGCACUCUUCUUCGAGCCGCUUGAGGCAAUUGAGCACGUCAUUCGAUUCUGCCAGGCAAGUAUUGAUGCUGUCGGCACGUACGCCAACGAACGACCGGCCAAAAUAGCCUUGGGCGACGCAGAAGCAGAGAUAUUCAGCACGGCCGGGCCCAAGGAAGUGUGGUUCAAGAUGUUCCGCUGCCAGCUGGCGCUCGACGAUUUUGAGGCUGCGUAUGCUACGGUCAUGGCAACACCGUACGAAGGCGUGCGCAAGGACUGCCUCCGGAACCUGGUCAGUGUGAUGUGCGAGGAAGGCCACAUCCAGCCUUUGCUGCACUUCACCUUCCCUGGUUUGCAAAGCGAGGUGGAGAGGACGCUGUCGUUCAAAGCACGCAACUCGGACCCUCUGUCAGUGCCUAAUUUCUACUCAGUGCUUUACUCAUACCAUCUCUUCCGUGGAGAUCUCAAGUCAGCCGGAGCUGUCAUGUAUCAGCAUGCCGAGCGGCUGAACGAGCUGCAUCGACCCGGAGCAUCUGGCAGUGACGACCCACUGGAGCGCUUCAUGGUUGUAGCGGUUGAGCAGGCACAGAGUUAUCUGGCCUCGAUCAACGCGCUGACUAUGCUCAAGCACGAGAAUGCAUGGUUUGCGCAUGCUGCUGAUCCCGAAGGACCGCAGACAGCUAACGGCAGUGAGUCGCUGUUUGAGCCGUCGUCAUCCAUUCGAGCUGGUGCUGUAGCGGGGAAGCAGACGAGCAGUCUUACACGAUACAUUCCAGCCUCUGCCUACAGCCAUCAAGUGCGUGAGAUCCGUGUCGUCUCGGUGGACGAUGUGCGUCGAGAAUACACGCUGGCUUUGGCGCGACUCGAGCUGGUCAAACGAUACCCAGACCUCGCCUACUCUACUACGGUGCUUCGACCUUCGGAUGCCGUCCUGCUGUUCGUGAACAGCGACUCGUUCGAUUCGGCAUUCGACAUGGCUUGGAGUUUGGGUGUCGAUAUGACGCCGAUUUUUUCGGCUCUCACCGUCAAGGCGGUUGCGCUGUCGCGAGCAAAGCUUGAGCGCGAUGCGUUGAAGCGCAAGAGCAGCACGAACUCAAAUGACGAUGAGCAGGACAUUCAUCCCGAAAUCGCCCAACUCAUGGAAGCAGACGAAGACCUUUCAGAACCGGAAGCCGUUUUCCUGACUCUCUCGGAGAAAUCAGCGAGCUGGCAAGGUUCGGCAUCGGAACGUGCCUGGCGGUACCUGCGCUACCACCUCGAGAUGUAUGAUUCGGCGGAAGAUGGCAGGUACUACCGAGUAGUUCUGUCUCGGGUGUCGUUGCUGGAUCAUGCAGUGACACCAAACUGGUUGACCGAGUGGUUUACACGUACGCACAACAGCGACGUGCUGCUGCGCAUCUGGAUUGAUCGCCAGCUGAUUAUCGAAGCAAGCGAAUUCGCGAUCAAGUGGUUGCAGGACGCUACUGCCUCAGCUCCUCGUUUGACGCGCGCCAACGAGCAGUACAUUUCAAAUCACAUCAUCGAUCGACUGCUGGUGAAUUUGGAUGGAGAGCAAGGAACCAUCGUACCGUCGAAACAAGCUGAGGCGUCUAAGGUCAAGACUGAGCUGCAACAGGCGAGAAAGAAGUACAUGGAUGCGCUCGCGUCUAGAUCAAGGACACUGAAGAGGCAGGCGGAACAGGAUGCUUUUAGGCAGGAGAAGCGUCGCGAACAGCAAAGUGGUGAUGCGUUGGUUCGGUCCGCUGAUGGCUUACACGCCUUUUGA